AUGGUGAAUCUGCGUCUUAGUCAGCAGCCCCAAGUACAGGAUUGCGGCACCCGCGCCUCGUGCGCUUGUCGUCGAAUGCCCACGUGUGACGUCGCUGAAGGUGCACUGCGUCAGCACCGCAUCGCCGGGUUGCCGGCUAUCCUCCUUGGCCCCGGAUUUUGUUUUUGUGUUUCUGUUAUCUUUUUCCUCGCCCGCGCUCCAUCCCGCUUCACCGCGCGAAGGGGAAGGAUCCGCUCGCCCGGACAGGCUGCGACAUCGCGAUCGUUGUGCGCGCUCGCUGCGCAGUAUACUUCGUAUUACCACGGCCAGCCAAAGACCCUUGCUUUCCUGUCGUAUCCUGAAUGGGUGGGACCUUUUUCUCAAUCAGAAACCAUGGCGUCCGACGAUGAGUCGAUCCGGCCUCUGCUGUGGUCCUUCUCCGGGUUCCGCGAGAACAGACGGCCGGCGCCGAUCAGGCGACAGCUGAGCCAGUCACGGACCAGCCUCCAAGAUGUGCUCGCAUCUCGGAAGAAACACUAUGCCGUUCUGGCCCUCGUAUCACUGGAUGUCGCCGCGCUCAUGGCCAACAUCUUUGUCGAGCUCGUCGCCUGCGAUAUGAAGCGGGAAGACGAGCCGUGGGUCAAGAACACGCGCGAAGGUCUCACCAUUGCGGGCCUCGUGUUUAGCUCUCUGUUCUUGAUCGAACUCGUAUUGUGCGUUAUUGCAUUUGGAUGGAGGUAUUUUGCAGAGUGGUUUCAUCUGCUCGAUGGCAUCGUUAUUGUGGCAAGCUUUGUUAUCGACGUGCUCUCGCACGGCAUCGUGGAAGAGAUUGCUUCCCUCGUCAUUGUGUUCCGCCUCUUCAGAUUUGUCAAAGUGGUCGAGGAGAUGAGCAUGGGGGCCGCGGAGAGGAUGGAGGGACUCGAGGAGCAGCUGGCAGCUCUAAGGAGAGAGAAUGGAGAGAUGAAGAGACAGUUGGCACGACGAUGA
Molecule: messenger RNA, 966 nt
Organism: Colletotrichum lupini
Lineage: Eukaryota; Fungi; Ascomycota; Sordariomycetes; Glomerellales; Glomerellaceae
Exons: 3
Coding region: 1-966 (321 amino acids)
Biological process (GO): proton transmembrane transport
Cellular component (GO): plasma membrane
Molecular function (GO): voltage-gated proton channel activity
Source: RefSeq, a predicted model, not a curated record